This is a messenger RNA of Effrenium voratum, 542 nucleotides long. The record is from the annotation of a GenBank genome assembly. Lineage: Eukaryota; Dinophyceae; Suessiales; Symbiodiniaceae.
UGUCACAUGGCGGCGGCUUGUUUUGCUUGGCUGCGCGGAUGGGCGUUCAGCAUGUGGAGGAUGCCUUCGCCACCUUCAUCGAGCCCGCGCUGCGCCAGUGACCGCGCUUCGGAUUUCGGAGCCGAUUUUGCGGCGGCAGACGUUCGUACGCGUUGCUCCUAGUAAAAUUUGAUGUCCCUGCAAGAGACCAAGGAAGAGGGGGGGCGUUUGCACCGUUUCGAUUCUCUGAAACGCCCAGGGGGCCCCUGGAAACGGGAACCAAAUGGCCGCGGGGUCGGCGAGCUGCUUCCGAGCAGCCGGUGGCAGUACCACGUCCUCCCGGGCGGCGGUGCGGUGCGGCUGCGCUGGGAGAAAGCCGCGGGGCGGUGGAAGCUGUGGGCGGAGGCCGGGGAGAGGCUGGUGCUGGAGGCGACCUUCGAAAGCCCCGAGCCGCAGUUGGAGUUGUACACGGAAUCAACAUAUGUUGCUUCCCCCGCCUGGGCCUGUUGAAACAUUGCAGAGCCCGCCGCCCGCCCACGCGCAACUCCAAGCCCGAAUCGACC